AUGUUGAAUUGCUUAUUUCAUCUUCAUCUUCUUCUUCUUCUUCAUCUAAGUUUACUUCUAUUAACGGUAGAUUCCUCCAUACAAAACAGUACUGAUGUCAAACAACAAUCAAUAAUCAGCAAAUUGAAAGAUAAUAAUGAUAAUAUUCAAAACAUAAUAAAAGAAUUUAGAAAUGCUGAAAAACAAAUCGAGAAGUUAACAGAUCAAUUGAAGAAGACUGAAGAUGUAUAUAAACAAGUGAAUAAAUAUGUGAAGUGUUUAAAUGAACAGUUAGAAGCCAAAAAUGAAUUAAACUUAUGGAAGACUGAAACAGAAAAACCGGAAGAUCAGUUGAAUAUAUCAACGACAACAACAACAACAACAACAACACUCACUCCAUCGACUAUAACCAAACAAAUAUUAAUACAAAAUGUAAAACCUACAAACAAAGUUAUCAAUGAUAAUGUUUCAAAUACAAAUCAAGAUAAUGAAGUAAAUACAGUAAAGAAUGAAACAAUCAAAAAUCAUACACAGUCUUCACUCUCUGAAAAUUCAUCAUUUGAAGGUUAUAUCUAUCUAAUCUAUUUGCUUAUUAGUAUAGUAUUAGCAAUAUUUAUUAUUGGAGCAGUCUAUUUCUUGUGUACAAAGUCAAAGACUAUUUCAUCUUGA
This is a messenger RNA of Schistosoma mattheei, 648 nucleotides long. Lineage: Eukaryota; Metazoa; Platyhelminthes; Trematoda; Strigeidida; Schistosomatidae. The record is from the annotation of a GenBank genome assembly.